Molecule: messenger RNA, 810 nt
Organism: Amphiprion ocellaris (clown anemonefish)
Lineage: Eukaryota; Metazoa; Chordata; Actinopteri; Pomacentridae
Gene: spc24
Product: SPC24 component of NDC80 kinetochore complex
Exons: 6
Coding region: 2-691 (229 amino acids)
Source: RefSeq, a predicted model, not a curated record
CAUGUCCGCCAACCACCACCGAAGAAGAAAAGAAGCGGCGGGCUCCGUUACUGGAUUUGAAUCACGGAAGAGAACAUCCCGUGUCACCACAAUGGCUCAAGGUCAUAAAUUUCAAGACCUGGAGGAGAUGGGGCAGGCGUUAGUGACCUACAUCAACAGCAGUCAACUUGACCAGCUGAGACGAGUCAAAGACGACCGUCAGGCCCUCAGAGAUCAGCAGAUAGAGACAACAAAGGUUGUGACACAGAUAUUAAAAGAUGUGGCUCAGAUUGAGGAGAGUGUGGGCCAGAGGCUGCUGGACAUGGAGGAGGAGAAGAAGCACAAGGACAAGGAGCUGGAGAACUUGGAGGAGCAGCUGAGGCAGUGCUCAGCCAAAAGCCAGAUCACAGACUCAGAACUACAGUUUCUCCAGAGAGAGCUGGAGAGUCUGAGACAUGCUGAGCACGAGCUCACAACUUUUCAAAGUGAAGUGGAUGAAGUCACCACUGAGGUCAUUCCUUCAGCUGUAUAUGUGGCCCAGUUAUACUACCUGAUAACCAAGAUCAAGUGGGAAUACGAUACACCACCCAACGUCUUAAAAGGAGUCCACUAUGGUGCAGACCUGGCAACCCCCAUCAACAUCGACACGUCUACAAGAUCUCGCUGUGACGUCAGCGACCAGCUGUGGGACUUCGUCAGCACUGAUUGGUAGAUGAAGGAAAGACAUGUAGUCGGAGACGUAGUGUACAUUACUUCUGUUUUUCUGUGGAUGUUAGUUUUUCUUUUAUUAUAUACGACAUCCAUGCUGUUAUUAAAUUUAAAUAUCUCCGA